Messenger RNA from Artibeus jamaicensis (Jamaican fruit-eating bat), 2754 nucleotides. It is a transcript of the gene PSMD11, whose product is annotated as proteasome 26S subunit, non-ATPase 11. Gene Ontology annotation, molecular function: structural molecule activity; protein binding. The transcript has 14 exons. The record is from RefSeq and is a predicted model, not a curated record. Gene Ontology annotation, biological process: ubiquitin-dependent protein catabolic process. Gene Ontology annotation, cellular component: proteasome regulatory particle, lid subcomplex. Bases 49 to 1317 code for a protein of 422 amino acids. NCBI's taxonomy places the organism in Eukaryota, Metazoa, Chordata, Mammalia, Chiroptera, Phyllostomidae.
GUUUCCGGCGUCGGCGGCCGCGGCCGGGGACGGUGUGAGAGCGGUAAGAUGGCGGCUGCGGCGGUGGUGGAGUUUCAGAGAGCCCAGUCUCUACUCAGCACUGACCGGGAGGCCUCUAUCGACAUCCUCCACUCCAUAGUGAAACGUGACAUUCAGGAGAAUGAUGAGGAGGCAGUGCAGGUCAAAGAGCAGAGCAUCCUGGAACUGGGGUCUCUCCUGGCGAAGACUGGACAAGCUGCAGAGCUUGGAGGACUCCUGAAGUAUGUGCGACCCUUCUUGAAUUCCAUCAGCAAGGCUAAAGCAGCUCGUCUUGUCCGAUCUCUUCUUGAUCUGUUUCUUGAUAUGGAAGCAGCUACAGGGCAGGAGGUUGAGUUGUGUUUAGAGUGCAUCGAAUGGGCCAAAUCAGAGAAAAGAACUUUCUUACGCCAGGCUUUGGAGGCGAGACUGGUGUCUUUGUACUUUGAUACGAAGAGAUACCAGGAAGCAUUGCAUUUGGGUUCUCAGCUGUUGCGGGAGUUGAAAAAGAUGGAUGACAAAGCCCUUUUGGUGGAAGUACAGCUCUUAGAAAGCAAAACAUACCAUGCCCUGAGCAACUUGCCGAAAGCUCGAGCUGCCUUAACCUCCGCUCGAACCACAGCAAAUGCCAUCUACUGCCCCCCUAAAUUGCAGGCCACCUUGGAUAUGCAGUCGGGCAUUAUCCAUGCAGCAGAGGAGAAGGACUGGAAAACUGCAUACUCAUAUUUUUAUGAGGCAUUUGAGGGUUACGACUCCAUUGAUAGCCCCAAGGCCAUCACAUCUCUGAAGUACAUGUUGCUGUGCAAAAUCAUGCUCAACACCCCAGAAGAUGUCCAGGCUCUGGUGAGCGGGAAGCUUGCACUUCGCUAUGCCGGGAGGCAGACAGAAGCGUUAAAAUGUGUGGCCCAGGCUAGCAAGAACAGAUCACUGGCGGAUUUUGAAAAGGCGCUGACAGAUUACCGGGCAGAGCUCCGGGAUGACCCAAUCAUCAGCACGCACUUGGCCAAGCUGUAUGACAAUUUACUGGAGCAGAACCUGAUCCGAGUCAUUGAGCCUUUUUCCCGGGUACAGAUUGAACACAUAUCUAGCCUCAUCAGACUCUCCAAGGCCGAUGUGGAAAGGAAAUUAUCACAGAUGAUUCUUGACAAGAAAUUUCAUGGGAUCUUGGACCAGGGGGAGGGUGUCUUGAUUAUUUUCGAUGAACCCCCAGUAGAUAAGACUUACGAAGCUGCUCUGGAAACAAUUCAGAACAUGAGUAAAGUAGUGGAUUCUCUCUACAACAAAGCCAAGAAACUGACAUAGAGUUGGAUCUGUAGCGGUCCUUUGGAGAGUGUGUGUGGCGGGAGAGUGAAACCUUUGGGGAAAAUGCUAGGAGAUUCGUUUUUUUUUUUUGUUCUACUUUUCGCUCGGAAAGUUUUUAAAUCCUCAUUUGGUGCAUCUGUAUUCCAACCAAUAGGUGUGCCAGUUUUCAUGUAAUCUUUACUGGCCCAACUUGGGAGUGGGGACAUUGCUUAAAAAAAAAAGAAAAAGAAAAAAAAGGAUAUUCUAAAUAAAAGGAAAAAGGCUUACACUACCUACAGCUGUGCUCUCUGCCUCCUGGGCGAGGGCCGCCCGCCGGGCGCCCCACCAGCCGCAGGGGCUCCUGACCCACCUGCUGGGCUCCGCCUCUCUUCCUCUUCAGAAUUGGGUGUUUGCCUAACCAUCGAAGCAACGACUUUUUAUUCUGUUUGUACUGAACCAAAACAACUGUGUAUAGACUGCUAGUUUCUUUUUUUAUUUGAAAUGAGGCGUUUUGGUGUUCUUUCCCCUGUCAUACGGCCUGUCCACCCAACUUUCCUCAACAAUGGCCCCAGCAGACUGGCCGAAGUCCUGCCGCCGCUGCAGCGCAGCUCCACGCCGACCUGUGCAGGAACGGGGAGGAGGCCAGGAGCUGGUGUCCGCCAGGCCACACGGGGGCGGCGUGGGCCCUCCAGGGGCCUGCUGUGCAUGCGGCCCUUUUUAACACAGUGAACUAGAUUAGACGUCGGCGUUUUAAUUGCCCCUCUCCUCUGCUCUUCCCCCCUUCCCCCUCUCUACCAGGAGACCCUCACAGGUCUCCCUCCCUUCCUCCUGCCCCCUGUGGGGAAGUCAGGCUGUCCGACAUCCAUUAGCUUCUCUCCCUGUCACGCUCCUCCUCUCCCCUGCUGGCAGAUGGGUUUGCUCCUUUUUUAAACAGUGAGUAUUGGGAAUGAGACUUGGGAGUGGGUUUUUUUUUUAAGUCUUGUUGGGUUUUUGAGCAGCCUCAUGUCCCCUUCCCAGGGAGCUUUAUUUACCUCUUAGAAAUGGAGGGAUGGGGGGCACUGGGUGGCAGCCAUUCGUUACCACGAAACGACAAGGCGUCGCGCUCGGCGCCGGUUCCUUCCUCCUCUCGUCUCUGCCCUUCUCCCGCCUCCUCCUCCUUGCUGGCCUCUUUCACCUUUCCUCCCCUUUCUCAGAGUAUCCUUCCAGGUUUCGGAAUAAAUUUAUAUUUUGUAAAAGGAUUUUGUUGUACUGGGUUUGGCAUCCUCACUGAAUCUGACUGCCUUUUAUUUUCCUCUCCAAAAUCAAGUUUUUGUUCUCAGCGUCUCUCCCCAUCAUGUCCAGUCACUGUUUUGGUUUUGGCACCAUCACUAUCAAAUGUACAAACGGUUCUUGCUAACCAACACCAGGUAUAUCUGAUGUUCAGAUGAGUUCCAAUAAAAACAUUUUUUUUUUCAAAAA